This is a messenger RNA of Sceloporus undulatus (fence lizard), 1023 nucleotides long. RefSeq names its product zinc finger protein 165-like. The coding region runs from base 125 to 838 and encodes 237 amino acids. The record is from RefSeq and is a predicted model, not a curated record. Lineage: Eukaryota; Metazoa; Chordata; Lepidosauria; Squamata; Phrynosomatidae. The transcript is spliced from 4 exons.
AGCAGAUAUCAAGAAGACCAAGUUGUUGCAGCAGAGCAUCUUAGGGACAUCUUUGCCCUCAGAUGGAUGGUGGAGGAAUCACUUUGAUCUUUUUUGUGGCUUCAUUUGGUUUCAAAAUUCAUAGAUGGAGGAACCAAAAUCACUUGGUCCUGAAGGAAGAAAAGGCCACAAUGACCUCAGUGCUGAGAGCAGAGGGGGGAUCUGGGAGAGGAUAAUCCAGGGGCCCAUGAGAGAGGAGCUUGCCAGCCCAGAGACACAAUGCCAGUGCUUCAGACAGCUCUCCUACAAAGAGGGAAAGGGACCACGAGAGGUUUGCAGCCGACUCCACCAUCUCUGCUGUCAGUGGCUGAAGCCAGAGCGACACACGAAAAAUGAGAUCCUGGACCUGGUGAUCUUGGAGCAGUUCCUGAGCAUCUUGCCCCCAGAGAUGGGGAACUGGGUCAGGGAAUGUGGGGCAGAGACCUGCUCCCAGGCGGUGGCCCUGGCAGAGGGUUUCCUCCUGAGUCGGGCAGAGGCAGAGAAGAAGGAGAAAGAGCAGCAGGUGAGAGCAUUUCUUCCUGGGGCCAAGGCCAAAAACCUCUUGUCAGAAGUUUACUUUGAAUUCCCUGUGGCAGAGAAGGCGCCAUUCGAUCCCAGGCAGAGUCCCCAAUGGAGGGCAAUGAAGGAGGAGUGUGAUGGAGAAGGCCCCCUGAAAGGUAUCUCAACAGUCUCUUCACCGCUGUCCACUCUUCCACUUUUGACUGCUGAUUUUCCUGCUCAAGACACCUACAGCAAAGGAAAUGUCUGGCCUGGUGUUAUUGGCAACAAAAAGCAAACUGCCUAUCACAGAUCUAUAUAAAUCUGGACAUUCAAAGUCUUUGUCUGACUCACCACUGGCAUAGCCAGGAGUCAUGGGGCUUUUUUCCACUUUGGCACUUUCCAAGCCACAUUUCUUCACCAGCCUCUCAAUUUUUUUGGUCUGGCUCAACAAGAUUGGUUUGCCAUAGGGCGGUAUAUAAAUAAAUAUUAUUAUUAUUAUUAAGA